AUGCCCGGUGUCCAUACAUUUUACGAUGGUUCAAUUCUCUUACAACCAGUAGCAAAUUCAUUAGGCAUUGGAAUUGAUAAAAUUAACUUGGUGGUAUGUCAGAUUGUCUCGUUGAUGCUCGCUUACUUACACUAUAGCAUCUUCAGUGCAACUAAAGUUUCACGAAUGACACGUAUUGCCUUUCCUGCUAUUUGUGGAUUAUUGUUUUGUUAUUUUUGUUACGGCAAUGCAAUGAAACAUUUGGUAUUAUUGGUUGGUCUGUCAUAUGCUAUUAUGCAUUCUUCUCCUCCGGAAAUUGUGCAUAAAUGUGUAUUUUUAUUUUCUAUGGGGUAUCUCGUUUUCAUACAUUGGUAUCGGUGGUAUAUACUAACAGCACCCGCUAUUGAUAUUACGUGUCCUUUGAUGAUUAUGGUUCAAAAAGUGACAAUGCUUGCGUUUUCAUUACAUGAUGGUAAAGUGAAAAAAAUUGAUGAGCUAAAUGAAAUACAAAAGAGAGAAGCCAUCAAAUCAGUACCUGAUAUAUUGAGCUUUCUGAGUUAUAUGUUUCAUUUUCAAGCAGUAUUAACAGGACCAGCUUGCUUUUACACCGACUAUAUGGCAUGGAUUAAUGGAACAGCGGCUAUUGGUAAGGAUGGGAAGAUUGAGAAGCCAUGGCAUGUAGUAUUAAUCAAAUUAUUGCAAGCAGGGGUGUUUAUGUUAUUAUAUGUUUUUCUUGGUGAUCGUUUUACUCCUGACAUUAUCAUUGAUAAGAAAUAUAUGAAUCUGAAUUGGAUUCAGUGGAUAUUUGUAUUGUACAUUGUAAUGGCAUUUCAACGUGUGCCAUAUUAUGUUGCGUGGACUUUAGCUGAUGCAAUAUUUAAUUUAAGUGGAUUCGGGUUUAAAGGUUAUGAUUCAGACGGGAAACCUCAAUGGGAUUUAGUUUCCAACGUCAAGCCAUGGAAAGUGGAGACAGCGUUAAAUUUCAAAGAAACAUUAGAGGCAUGGAAUUGUUGUACGAUGUACUGGCUGCGACGUGUUGCAUAUGAUCGUGUUCCAAAAGGGUAUCGAACUUUAUCGACGUAUUUAUUAUCAGCAGUUUGGCAUGGCUUCUUUUUGGGUUACUAUGUCACUUUCUUGACUGGAGCUCUGUUCACUGUUUCUGCACGAACGAUACGUCGUUGUUUACGUUGGCGUUUCCAAAGAAAUGAAUUUCUGCGACGUUUAUAUGACUUGCUUACGUUUGCUAUCACAAAGAUCACUUUAUCUUAUACAACAUAUCCAUUUGUCAUGUUGCAUCUUGGACCCGGUCUAUACUUUUACAGGCAGAUGUAUUUUUUUCUGCACUUCACUGCACUUUUUGCUCUAUUUAUCUUGCCUCGAAUAUUACCUCCAGAAUUGAAAUCAAUUCAAACUGAAAAUGUUGACGAUAUGAAGAAAUCAUCGUGA
Molecule: messenger RNA, 1425 nt
Organism: Brugia malayi
Lineage: Eukaryota; Metazoa; Nematoda; Chromadorea; Rhabditida; Onchocercidae
Product: MBOAT family protein
Exons: 12
Coding region: 1-1425 (474 amino acids)
Biological process (GO): lipid modification
Cellular component (GO): membrane
Molecular function (GO): acyltransferase activity
Source: RefSeq, a predicted model, not a curated record